This is a messenger RNA of Pistacia vera, 2050 nucleotides long. RefSeq lists its product as uncharacterized. Gene Ontology annotation, molecular function: transcription coactivator activity. The transcript has 2 exons. The record is from RefSeq and is a predicted model, not a curated record. Gene Ontology annotation, cellular component: SAGA complex. The coding region runs from base 297 to 1361 and encodes 354 amino acids. Lineage: Eukaryota; Viridiplantae; Streptophyta; Magnoliopsida; Sapindales; Anacardiaceae. Gene Ontology annotation, biological process: regulation of transcription by RNA polymerase II.
AAAUUUUCUCGAAAAUAGCUCUGUUUGGUCUGUCUCUGUUAAACAUAAAUUACUUCAGAAACAACAGACAAAGAAUCGAUCACCCAAAAAGUUAUUAAAUUUAAAAAAUUCUAAAAAAAUUAGCCAGAUUCUACCUCAGCUUCGACCUAUCUUGAUUGUAUUAUCAAUUCGGGAUUAGGAGUUCAAGUUUUGGGUUGAAAAGAGUGUGUCGUAUCUUCUGGCUUUUUGCUUGAAAGUUCAAGAUUUUAUGUGGAUUUGGUUUAGUUAAAUUUGAGGAAAUUAUUUUGUACAAAAUAAUGGGAAGUCUAAACUUUUCUCGAAUUGACACUUUAGACAUAAAAGCUCUGAUUUUGAAGAAGAUAGGGCAGCAAAAAGGCGAGAGCUACUUUGAUCAGCUUAGCAGAUUUUUUAGUUUUAAGAUUAGCAAGUCUGAGUUUGACAAAUUUUGCAUUACGAUUAUUGGUAGGCAAAAUAUCCCUCUUCAUAAUAAGUUCAUUAAAUCGAUUGUCAGGAAUGUGUGUGUAGCAAAAGUUUGGCCACCCACAUGUAUCAAGAAAGUAGGAAGCAGCCUUAAUGUUAAAACUGUAAGUGGAAGCCAGAGAAGUAGUCUUCAGUCUCUUUAUCGGGAUGCAUUUCCCCCAUCUCCUCGGAAGGGUAGGUCUAUGGUUAAUCGUGAUCGAAAAUUUAGGGACCAUCCUAGUCCAUUGGGGCCUCUUGGAAAGCCUCAAAGUAUUGUUGUUGGUGAGGAAUCAGUUUCCAAGGCACAAGAGCAGCAAAGUGCAACUGAAUUGCUUUCGCUGGGUAGUAGGCCUCCUGUUGAAGUUAUUUCUGUUGAAGAUGGAGAAGAGGUUGAGCAGGCAGCUGGGAGCCCAAGUGUUCAAAGUAGAAGUCCGGUUACUGCUCCUCUUGGAAUUUGUAUGAAUUUUGGUGGAGCUCGUAAAUCUAUUUCUAAUAUAUCUAUAUGUAAUGACUACCAUCCAAUGACAUGUCUGAACAGUGCUGAGCUACCUGAUACGAGAUCAUUAAGAAGUCGUUUGGAACAAAAGCUGGUGAUGGAGGGAAUUAGUGUCUCGGUGGACUGUGUUAACCUGUUAAAUAAUGGGUUGGAUGUGUAUCUGAAGAGGUUGAUUGGGCCCUGCAUCGGUUUGGCUAGGCCAGGGUAUCAAAAGGAACACCUGGAACCACAAAUUGGUUGGCUCAUACCCAGUUUCAAUGGUAUGAGGUACAUGCAAAGGCCUACUAGAUCCAAGUUUGCAUCUAUGUUGGACUUCCGAACUGCAAUGGAGUUGGAUCCCAAAGUACUGGGAGAAGAUUGGGCAAUCCAACGUGAGAGGAUUUGCUUCCAUGCUUCCGAAGAAUGAAGGAAACGUCUUCUAAAUACAGUUUAGAAAUUGAUAAGAUUAUUUCGAUAGGAAUUGAUGAUUCAGUUUUUGAAUCAAUUAUUUUACCUUUACGUGAAUGUUGUUCUCUAUCAACUAUGGAGUUUUAACAAGCAUUGACCCAGAAAUAAGUUGCAAAAGCUGUCAGAAGUUUGGAUCAGGUUGACGAAAUAUCAUUUGAAUGUCAGCAUUGAUGUCUGUUGAGAAGGGGAACAUGUCUAUACGAUAUAUGUUUUUUAGAUAGUAAUAGAAAACUCUGUUUAGGUUUUCAAUCCAUUCUUCAAUAACAAUCGAAUUCUGCUUUUCCCCUCUCAUGUACCAAUAUUAGAAUGAAAGAAAGCAUUUUUCAGUUGUUCUUACUAAAUUUAGAACUAGAUCUGGAUUAUGGAUUCACUUUCCCUUAUGAAGGUAAGUUGUUACAACUAUUUUACUUUUGCUUUUUUAUCAGAGCUGCCUAACUCAGUUAAAGAUGUUGUAACGAAUUAUAAAUGAAAGGAAACAGUCUUUCCCUUGUUCUUAUGGUUACAAAUCCACGUUAAGACAGUUUUGUAGUGAAUAAUUAGAUUUUAAAAGCUACGUUUAGGUCAUAUGUCAAUGUCAGUUAAGUUCAAAUCUUUGAAUAACUAUUCUUUCAGCUGGCAACUUGAUUUACCGUAUUAAUUUUGCAUCUA